GUUUAGUUGACAGCUCACAGCUGUGCACAGUGCAGUGUACGCUGUAUAGCGGGUUGGCAGUGAUUGCCAUUAUUCGGUAAUUAGUCGAUAAUUUAUGGAUAUCACUACUUUUUAGUUUUUAUCUCAUAAUAUUUAUUGUGUCAAGUGGUUUAUGGAUCUGAUUAAACAAUUACUCUCUAAUUAAUAAAAGGUGCUUUCUCCAAUCUCCACUUGGUAAUUGUAGUGGUUGUGUAGAAGUCGGGCGAUUAGUCUAUCUCUCAACUCUUGCAGUGCAUUAAGCUUUAUUAAGGGAUAAAAAAUGAACGGUCAAGGAACCAAAGAAGAGCUACCAGUGGGAGUGUCUGUAGAGGAAAUUGUAAUUCCUGUACCAUGGGGGCAUGUGGCUGGCAGAUGGUGGGGCCCUCAGAACAAACAACCUAUAAUUGCUAUCCAUGGAUGGCAAGACAAUGCUGGCACGUGGGAUAAUCUAAUACCACUACUUCCAGCAAACACCUCUGUGUUAGCAAUUGAUUUGCCCGGCCAUGGAUUAUCUUCUCACUAUCCUUCUGGAAUGAUCUAUUAUGUUUUCUGGGAUGGGGUAGUUCUCCUACGAAGGAUUGUUAGGCAUUUCAGGUGGGAGAAAAUAAGACUUAUUGGCCACUCUCUUGGAGGAGCAUUAAGUUUCAUGUAUGCAGCAUCUUAUCCAAACGAAGUUGAUAGAAUCAUAUGCAUUGACAUAGCAAGCCCUGCAGUGCGACCUCCAGACAACAUGGUCUCAGCUACAGGCUGGUCAAUAAAUAAAUUAUUAGACUAUGAAAAAUUGACAGAAGAUAAGAUUCCAUGUUAUGAAUAUGAAGAAAUGAUUGAUAUAGUUGUUGAUGCUUACAAAGGUUCAGUAUCUAGGGAGAAUUGUAAGGUAUUAAUGAAACGUGGAAUGUCUCCAGCACCAUCAAAUGCAAAGAAACAAGGCUUUUAUUUUAAAAGGGACCCAAGACUCAAAGUGUCUGGAUUGGCCAUGAUGUCAAUUGAAACAGCAUUAGAAUAUGCUAGUCAAAUUCGCUGCAAGGUGUUAAAUAUUCGAGCCAUUCCAGGACAAAACUGGGAAAGACUAGAUUACUAUACUAAGAUAAUAGACAAAUUGAAAGAAACAACUGAUGUUACAUACAUGGAAGUAGAGGGAACUCAUCAUGUCCAAUUAAAUGCUCCGGAAAAUAUAUCAAACAUAAUUGAAGAUUUCUUAGAGGAAUAUUAAGUUUAGCUCAAUUUUUAGUGAUAGUUGUGAUAAAAAUAAUAAAUCGUAUGAAUAAGGUCUAAAAGGCCUUUAGUCUCAAAGUAUUUAGUUCAACAUUUAUUACAGUAAUUCAUGCAUCAAAGUUUAUUUAACGGGUACCUAAUAUGACUUUAUUAACAAUGUUAAACAGGUUUUCACUAAUUUGCAUAUCAAUGUAAUUGAUUGUAAAUAUUUUAAGUUACUUUGCUACAUAUUGAUUUUUAACAAAAUAAAUAAAAUUAAAACAAACAAAAAAUCUUAUCCAUUGAUUGUAAUGGUUACCAUAAUACAAUACUCUUUGUACAUAUAUUUCAUAUUAAAUUCAACCAUCACAUUUACUUUAUAUAUUAAUUGUAAUUUUCAAUAUGCACAAUACAUAUUUAUUGCUAUUAGAGUAAGUGUAGUUUAAUGUAUGACUGUACUGCAUGACCGUCCUGCUUGAAAGUGCCUAUAAUGGUUAUUAAAAAUAGGCUUUUUACAUAGAUACUCUGUUUCUUCUUCCACAAAAUAUGAUUGCUUUAUCACGAGACACAGUUUUGUUGCCUAAAAUGUUUCUCAAUUUUAUAUACAGUAAAUGCACUAUAAACUAAUAGAUUAACGUUUCGUCCUCCAACACUAUCGCAGUUAGAAAUCAACUACAUAAUAUGAUAAGCCAGUGGAAAUAAAAUGACUAAUCACUUAGUAAUCAAGUGUUUGUGACAUUAUUGCUUACUAAUUUGACCUUUGAAUAGUUUUCACAGUAAAGACGCGUGUUCGGUUCAAAAGGGUCAUUUGUUAACGUUAAUGUACGGACUUUGAAAAAAAGUAAAAUGUGAAGCAAGUUUUAUGUUAAGAUUUUAGAUGAGGCUACAGGCAAGAAAUUCACUAUAUUAAAUAAAAUGUUCUAAUUUUAGUGCCGUUAUCAUGCUUAGACGUACAUAUACUGUAUUCGUAUUGACUUUUGUUGAAGAAUAAUUAAAUUACUAUGUUUUUAUACCAGUUAAAUAAAAUUUAAAUAUAAUGAAAAACUUGCGGUGUUGUACUUACUUAUGUAUUUGGGAAUAAAUUAAAUGUAUAUCUAUGUGUCACACAAUAGUAAAAAAUAAUUUAGUUAUUUUGAUAUAUGUAUUCGUUUCUAUGCUACUGAUUAAUAUGCUGUUGAUUCCGUACCAGCCAAGUGCUGCGCAAGUUUUACUCAUAAACAUUUAAGAAUAAAGACGUGGCUUCGGCCUUAACAACUACCAACAUUCUCCAAUUAUUACCAAGAACAAGACCUGGCUAUAUGGACUAAAGUCCUUUGCCUUUCCUAUUAGGGAUAAAUUAAUAUCAUCAUCAUUAUAAACAUUUAAUUAUGUAUUACGUAUUGUUAUUAAGGAUUGCAUAUGUGAUAUUUAGUUUAUCUUAAUCAAGCGGUGAUUUUUAUAACACGACUAAUUGAAAGCUGUAGUUGCUUCCGCUGCAUAAUGUGUGUUUAACGAAAAUAUUUCUGGAAUCUUAAUUAGCUGAAUUAGAAAAAAAAUGACAGUUAUGGUAUAUUUGUCAUAAUUGAUGUUAGGUAAAUUCUUUAUAUUUAAAGCACGAUUAAAUUAUUGAAACACG
Molecule: messenger RNA, 2827 nt
Organism: Pieris rapae (cabbage white)
Lineage: Eukaryota; Metazoa; Arthropoda; Insecta; Lepidoptera; Pieridae
Gene: kraken
Product: probable serine hydrolase
Exons: 2
Coding region: 299-1231 (310 amino acids)
Source: RefSeq, a predicted model, not a curated record